UAUGUUAUAUUAAUAUUAAAUAUUUGAUUCUAAAAUAAUAUAAUAAAAUUAUAAAAAAUAUAAAAAUAAGAUAAUUCUUAUAUAUAUUUUGUUGCUAUCUGAAAAUAAUAUUUUUAUUAUAAAAGUUAAAAAGAUACAAAAAAUUAUAAUUAAAUAUUAUUCAAGAAAAAAAUAUUUAUAUAAAUAUAUUUUCUAAACUAUUUCUAAGAAUUCAUAGAUGUGGAUCUCAGACCUAUGAAUGGGGAUAUUCUCGAAACUCACAAAGAAAAAAGGAAGUGAGUUAGACAAAAAGAGAAGUAUGUAGAAAAGGAAUAAAUAAAUUAAUCAAAUUCCGGUUGAGUGUUUUAAGAAAUUUAACACGGGAUGUUUAGAACACGGGAUUAUGCUUAUGAGAGAGUGGCUCGGGAGUGGGCUAGGAGAUGGGUCUAAUGGGCUGCGAAUUGUUGAAUUUUUUUUUUAAUUGCAAGCCCACUUCGUAAUGGCAUAUUGGUUGGUCAUGAAUAUUUGUGCACAUGUGGAUAUGUUUAGGAAGCAAUGAUUUAGCUCCUUUUAUAUAGUAGGAUUAUUAACACUGAUAUUAUAAAAAAAAAAUUAAUCAUCUAAAAUGAAACCAAAGUCCAUACGAAUUACUGUCUUUGAAAAAUAGGAAAAAUAUAUCAUUUUAUAAAUUCAACCAAGAGAUCAAGGUAAAGUAAAAAAAAAGUUACUGAUUCCAUAAAAGAGGUCGAAAAAUUUAUUAGAUGCUUUCAUUACUUUUUGCUCAUCCCUAAUCGGCGACGAUGAUGAACUUGGGAUGAUGUGUGAAUUAAGUAAAUUAUCUCAUUGAUAUUCAAAAAAAAUUUUGGUUGGUGCUCCUUUAUAAAGCUUUUGUGAUUAUUAUGUUAUGGAAAGUGGACCUGUUAUUAAAGGAACACACACACAUAUAUGAUAUACCCAAGCUGUCCAGGAAAAAAAUUGACAAAUAAAAAUAAGAAACUAACGAAAAGAAGGGGUCAAGAACGAAUCUAGGGACCUAGCUAACAAUAUGUGGUUUACUUUGUAGACUUUUUACUUGUUGUUCAAAAAAAAAAAGACUUUUUACUUGUUUUCUCAAAGUGAACUAAACUGAUGCUCGAAACAAAGUGUUCAAUAUGUUUUACAAGAAUUUAUGGCCAAAUGUGACUGUUUACAUGACUUUUCUUUGCAUUUGUAUAUGUCCCUUCACAAAAAAAAUACAAAAGGUUAAAAUAUAGAUUUCAUUCUACGAAUUUGAAAUCAACUUGUCAUGAUUAGAAUAUAAAAUUUCAAUCCUUCAUAAUUAUCAUCCAUUAAAUGAAAGAGAACUAAAAAGUUGUGUACUUUCAAAAUAGAAGCAGGAGCUACAUAUCAGAGAUUCUUCCAACAUUUACCAAGUACCUAACCGGUUUACCUACAACCUUUUUUUUUUUUUUUUUGAACAACUCCGGUUUACCUACAACCUUAACAUUAAACUUUAUCCACUAGAUUUAUGGUCCUAAAUUCGUAAUCAUGAGAUGGACACAACAAGUCCAGUUUAUUCUCAGGUUGUGAGUCCAUGGGUUAGAGCUAUAGGACAAAAUACAAAUCACUAUCAUUAACCAACAAACACAUUUAUCUUACUCUAAUCAAUUUUUUUGCCGAUAUCACUAUUAUCUUACUCUAAUCAAACCAGACUAUAUAUCCUUGUUCGUCAGGAAAGCCACAAAGUUUGAAUCAUCUUCCAUCAUUAAACCAAGCAAUGAAACUACAUACGCACUAUCAUUUUUCUUGUUAAGACUCCACAAGUCCGAUUAGUUAAUAAUAAUGUAUGUAAAGUUGUAAACUAGAAGAAUAUAAUUUAAAACUGGGAGGAAAAAGAUUAUAAAAACUCGUAUGACUAGUCGUAUGACUAGCCUUCUUAAUUUUAGACACCUGAUACCACAACUUGGAUGCUCAUUAUGUUAUAGUCAUACCAGUGUACCAAGGUUGUCCUGCUCUGUUUGCUUAGCUUGACUUUUUUUUUGCUUAGCUAGUUAGAUUUGCUAAAGGUAACUUCCUACACAAGAAAAGCUUAGUCUCCAGCAGAUUAAGCCUGAAUGAUUUCACUUUUGCUAACUUUCUGAAGGCAACUUUGCUAACUUCGAAACACAGUAACCAAAAUCUGCCACAUUGUCAGAAUAUCUUCAGACACACUCAUACAUAUACAUAGGAAGCUCAGACUUAAUCAGACCCGUUCCAAUAACAACUAUCGUAACAUUUGUCUAGAGAUAACAAAAAAAAGAUGACAUGUUCCACACUCUCUUUAGCUGUUGACUAAUCAAUGGUUGGCUUGUUACGUGGCAGAUUCACGAGCGUCCAUAAGAAUCACGAUCCGUGUAAAACGUAACGUGCAAGUCACUCCAAGACUUGGUCUCAUUGGCAUAUCACUUUUCUUUCCAUCUGACCUCAAAAAAACUCUGAUCAACGUUUGCAAAGGUUUUUUUUGAGAAACAUCACAUCCCAUCGGUUUAAGGAUCGGAACCGUUUUAGUUAUCGUCCUUUAUUGUCGGAAUGUUCGUUUUUAACGUUGGAGUAAUAUUUCCCUUUAUUUGAAGAGAUUACGUUUAGAUUUAUAGGUUUACCCGAGAUCUUGACUGUAAGGUACGGUAUCUUCUAUUUUGUUUGUAAAGAAGUUACACUUUAGCUACACCAGAGAAGAAGCAAUGAUCUCCGGCGACACAUUAUCAGCUAAGAACCACAAAGCUUUACUACCAGAAGAAGACCCACCAAGCCAAUCGAUAGCACCUCAAGACAACAACAACGGAGCUUCUUCCACUAUCUCCAUCUCAAGCUGCUUCAUCUUCACAUCUCUCCUUAUCAUCACCUGCGUCACUCUCUCUGCCGUUUUCGCCUUCGUAUUCUUCUCUUCCCACACACUCAAGAAACUCGACAAGCCCGUGGUUCUAUUGAUAUCCUCAGACGGGUUUCGUUUCGGGUACCAACUCAAGACCGAGCUACCGAACAUACACCGGUUAAUCACCAACGGAACAGAAGCAGAAACCGGUUUAAUCCCGGUUUUUCCAACACUAACUUUCCCUAACCAUUACUCUAUCGUCACAGGACUGUACCCUGCGUACCACGGCAUCAUCAACAACAAGUUUACGGACCCUGAAACAGGGAAUGUUUUCACAAUGGCUAGCCACGAGCCAGAGUGGUGGUUAGGCGAGCCGUUGUGGGAGACAGUAGUGAACCAAGGGCUCAAGGCAGCUUCUUACUUCUGGCCUGGCUCUGAGGUACACAAAGGCUCUUGGGAUUGCCCUAAAGGUUUCUGUCAAAACUACAAUGAGUCUGUUCCUUUUGAUGAUAGGGUUGAUACCAUCUUGAGCUACUUCGAUUUGCCUAGUACCGAAAUCCCUAGCUUCAUGACGCUUUAUUUCGAAGAUCCGGACCAUCAGGGUCACCAGGUUGGCCCUGAUGAUCCUCGGAUCACUGAAGCUAUAGUCAACAUUGACCGUUUGAUCGGUAGAUUAAUCAAUGGGUUAGAGAGAAGAGGGAUCUUUGAGGAUGUGACUAUGAUCAUGGUUGGUGAUCAUGGCAUGGUUGGAACAUGUGACAAGAAACUCAUCUUUCUUGAUGAUCUAUCUCCAUGGAUCAAGAUCCCAAGCAGCUGGGUGCAUGACUACACUCCCUUGCUAGCUAUUAAACCACCUUUGGGACACAAUGCAGCUGACAUAGUGGGUAAGAUCAAAGAAGGUUUGAACUCAGGUGAAGUAGAGAACGGUAAGUACUUGAAGGUUUAUCUCAAAGAGGACUUACCUAGCAGGCUGCAUUACACGGAGAGUGAGAGGGUCCCACCUAUCAUAGGACUAGUUGAUGAGGGCUUCAAGGUUGAGCAGAAGAGGAGUGAAGCUUAUAAAGAGUGUGGUGGAGCUCAUGGGUAUGACAAUGCUUUCUUCUCGAUGAGGACUAUAUUCAUUGGGCAUGGUCCUAUGUUUGCUAAAGGAAGGAAAGUGCCUUCUUUUGAGAAUGUUGAGAUAUAUAAUGUCAUUAGUACGAUUCUAGGGCUUAAGGCUGCACCUAACAAUGGGUCUCAUGAGUUUCCUUCAAGCGUUCUCUUGCCACGCACGUAAGUAGACUUAGUGUGAGUUCAUUCUUUUUGUCUAUAAGAGGCAGCCUGGAACCUACAACUGCGUUUUAAGCCGCAGCUGAAACGUUUAUGCGCUUUGAUAUAUUAGACGUUUUAUGCA
Molecule: messenger RNA, 4202 nt
Organism: Brassica rapa (field mustard)
Lineage: Eukaryota; Viridiplantae; Streptophyta; Magnoliopsida; Brassicales; Brassicaceae
Product: ectonucleotide pyrophosphatase/phosphodiesterase family member 3
Cellular component (GO): vacuole
Source: RefSeq, a predicted model, not a curated record